Molecule: messenger RNA, 1341 nt
Organism: Ochotona princeps (American pika)
Lineage: Eukaryota; Metazoa; Chordata; Mammalia; Lagomorpha; Ochotonidae
Gene: EPSTI1
Product: epithelial stromal interaction 1
Exons: 11
Coding region: 38-949 (303 amino acids)
Source: RefSeq, a predicted model, not a curated record
GCAUUGGCGGCGCACCGGGACCUGGGUGCUCCCAGCCAUGAGCACACACAGUAAGGUGCUGGGCUCUGGGCUCCGCGGCUCGCCCGACAUCCCGGGAAACCAAGACCCCAGUGGGUACCGCGGGGAGCUCAGCCCCCUGCAGGACCACAGACCGAAUUUGGAGGAGGCACCCCGGAACUCAGCGCGGGACUCUCGGCGGCUUGCGGGCCAGAGCACAGGUGCAUACACCAUGAUACCACCAAAUGAAAAUCGGCGAAAUCAGAUAAAAAGGAUUGCUGAGCAAGAGCUGGCGAACCUGGAGAGGUGGAGAGAAGAGAACAGAGCUAAACCAGUGUACCUGGUGCCCACGCAGCUGGGCGGGAGCCAAGGUGAGAAGGAAGUCAGGCAGAGGCAGCAGCUCCAACUAAUGCAAUCCAAAUACCAGCUCAAGCUGAAAAGAGAAGAAUCUGCAAGAAUCAGGAAGGAGGCAGAAGAAGCUGAACUCCAAAAAAUGAAGGCAGUUCAGAGAGAGAAGAGCAAUAAGCUAGAAGAGAAGAAACGACUUCAAGAAAAGCUUAGAAGAGAAGCGUACAGAGAACAUCAACAGCGUAAAACCGCUGAGUUCUUGAGCACACUGGACACAGGAUUGCCAGACAGAAGUGCCAGUCAAAUUGCUCCUUGUGAUCCACCAUCUUCAACAUGGGCCAGGAGCCGGGCGUAUAAGGAUUCUCUCAGAGAGGAAGAAAACCGACGUUUGCAAAGGAUGAAAGAUGAACAGCGUCAGAAGAGUGAAUUACUGGAACUUAAGCGACAGCAGCAAGAGGAAGAAAGAGCCAGAAUGCACCAGUCUGAACAAAGGAGGGUAAAUAAUGCUUUUCUGGACCGACUCCAAGGCAAAAGUCAAGCAGGUGGCCUCGGGCAGGCUGCAGGCUGUUGGAAUACGAAUAGUGGUAACAGCUGGGGUGAAUGAGAAAUGGUCAUUCCCAUCUGGCCUUCAUCAACUGACCUUGAAAAACCUCCUGUGAUGCCUUUCUUUAAUGUGAUUUUGUUCAACCUCCGUGUCUUUAACCUUGGUUUCUGCUGCCCACACACUCUCCUGAGCAGGCUGGGACGACAGGCAUCUUACUGUCAUCACCGAUGCAUGGUUGUAAGAACUGAUUACAGCACUUACAGUUAACCUCCAUUGCCAGGGAAAUGUUAUGUUAUUUUUCUAAUUGGUUUUGCCUGUUAGUAGAAGAGUAAUUGGAGCAUUGUUAAUAUGACAAAGAAAGGGGGAAUCCCUUAAUCCACUCAGGUUAGUAAAACCUGUGGGUGCUACCAGGCUUACCUCUCUAAGCCACUGAUUCUCAGGUGAGGUUUGUG